Closterium sp. Naga37s-1 is the source of this 1320-nucleotide messenger RNA. The record is from the annotation of a GenBank genome assembly. Lineage: Eukaryota; Viridiplantae; Streptophyta; Zygnematophyceae; Desmidiales; Closteriaceae.
AUGCGUGUUACACCGAACAGAUGCAAAUGUGUGGGCAUGGGCAUGUGCAUGGGCAUGUGCAUGGGCAUGGGCAUGUGCAUGGGCAUGGGCAUGGGCAUGUGCAUGGGCAUGUGCAUGGGCAUGUGCAUGGGCAUGUGCAUGGGCAUGUGCAUGGGCAUGUGCAUGGGCAUGUGCAUGGGCAUGUGCAUGGGCAUGUGCAUGGGCAUGUGCAUGGGCAUGUGCAUGGGCAUGUGCAUGGGCAUGUGCAUGGGCAUGUGCAUGGGCAUGUGCAUGGGCAUGUGCAUGGGCAUGUGCAUGGGCAUGUGCAUGGGCAUGUGCAUGGGCAUGUGCAUGGGCAUGUGCAUGGGCAUGUGCAUGGGCAUGUGCAUGGGCAUGUGCAUGGGCAUGUGCAUGGGCAUGUGCAUGGGCAUGUGCAUGGGCAUGUGCAUGGGCAUGUGCAUGGGCAUGUGCAUGGGCAUGUGCAUGGGCAUGUGCAUGGGCAUGUGCAUGGGCAUGUGCAUGGGCAUGUGCAUGGGCAUGUGCAUGGGCAUGUGCAUGGGCAUGUGCAUGGGCAUGUGCAUGGGCAUGUGCAUGGGCAUGUGCAUGGGCAUGUGCAUGGGCAUGUGCAUGGGCAUGUGCAUGGGCAUGUGCAUGGGCAUGUGCAUGGGCAUGUGCAUGGGCAUGUGCAUGGGCAUGUGCAUGGGCAUGUGCAUGGGCAUGUGCAUGGGCAUGUGCAUGGGCAUGUGCAUGGGCAUGUGCAUGGGCAUGUGCAUGGGCAUGUGCAUGGGCAUGUGCAUGGGCAUGUGCAUGGGCAUGUGCAUGGGCAUGUGCAUGGGCAUGUGCAUGGGCAUGUGCAUGGGCAUGUGCAUGGGCAUGUGCAUGGGCAUGUGCAUGGGCAUGUGCAUGGGCAUGUGCAUGGGCAUGUGCAUGGGCAUGUGCAUGGGAUGGCAUGGGCAUGGGCAUGUGCAUGGGCAUGUGCAUGGGCAUGUGCAUGGGCAUGUGCAUGGGCAUGUGCAUGGGCAUGUGCAUGGGCAUGUGCAUGGGCAUGUGCAUGGGCAUGUGCAUGGGCAUGGGCAUGGGCAUGUGCAUGGGCAUGUGCAUGGGCAUGUGCAUGGGCAUGUGCAUGGGCAUGUGCAUGGGCAUGUGCAUGGGCAUGUGCAUGGGCAUGUGAAUCCCCUGAUGCCAUGCCAUGCACAUGGCCCCAUUAUGUCCCCUGCAAGUCCACCCACGUGGCCUCCACCCACGUGGCCUCCACCCACGUGGCCUCCACCCACGUGGCCUCCACCCACAUGGCCUCCACCCACGUGGCCUCCACCCACGUGGCCGCCACCCACAUCCUGA